Penaeus indicus is the source of this 734-nucleotide messenger RNA. Its product is annotated as peptidyl-prolyl cis-trans isomerase H-like. The transcript has 4 exons. Gene Ontology annotation, cellular component: intracellular membrane-bounded organelle. Bases 93 to 644 code for a protein of 183 amino acids. Gene Ontology annotation, molecular function: peptidyl-prolyl cis-trans isomerase activity. NCBI's taxonomy places the organism in Eukaryota, Metazoa, Arthropoda, Malacostraca, Decapoda, Penaeidae. The record is from RefSeq and is a predicted model, not a curated record. Gene Ontology annotation, biological process: protein folding; protein peptidyl-prolyl isomerization.
UAAGGGAACUGUAGCGUGCAUCAUCCCUCCCCGCCGUCAGUACAAUUGUCGAAAACGUUUUAUCUUCCUUCUGCUGACAUUUAGCUGACACCAUGCCUACAUGGAACCAGAUUCAGCAACAACUGAAGCAUCCAAAUAAUCCCGUGGUGUUUUUUGACAUCACAGUGGGACAGACUGAAAUUGGACGAAUGAUAAUGGAGCUGUAUGCAGAUGUGUGUCCCAAAACCAGUGAGAAUUUUAGGCAGUUUUGCACAGGGGAAUACCGCAAGGAUGGAGUCCCAAUAGGAUACAAGGGUGCCAGCUUCCAUCGUGUCAUUAAAGAUUUCAUGAUUCAAGGCGGUGACUUUGUCAGGGGUGAUGGAACUGGUACCCAGAGCAUUUAUGGUCCAAGCUUUCCAGAUGAAAAUUUCAUCCUUAAACAUGAUGGCCCAGGCUUAUUAUCACUGGCUAAUAGUGGAAAAGAUACAAAUGGUUGCCAGUUCUUCAUCACAUGUGCCAAGUGUGAUUUCUUGGACGGCAAGCACGUUGUGUUUGGAAGAGUCAUAGACGGUCUCCUUGUGAUGCGAAAGAUUGAAAAUGUUCCUACUGGACCUAAUAACAAGCCAAAAAUUCCAGUCACAAUUUCUCAGUGUGGCCAAAUGUGAUUAUGUUAGUGGAACAUAUGUUUGUGAAUGUCUGAAGGUUUUUGUGAAUUUCAAAAUGAAUAAAUGUUUUCCUUUUUUUUACAAAAUAUA